CUCGCGAGAGCUGCGGCCGCCGGAGCGGGAUGGCCGCGGAGCCGGGCGGAGCUACCCCGCGGCUCCGGGAGCCGGCUCCCCGGCCCGAGACAUGGCCCGGGGUCCCGGCCCGCUAGGCCGGCCUCGCCCCGAUCCGGUCGCCAUGCCCAAGAGAGGGAAGCGACUCAAGUUCCGGGCCCACGACGCCUGCUCGGGACGAGUGACCGUGGCGGAUUAUGCCAAUUCGGAUCCGGCCGUCGUGAGGUCUGGGCGAGUUAAGAAGGCCGUGGCCAAUGCUGUCCAGCAGGAAGUAAAAUCUCUUUGUGGCUUGGAAGCCUCCCAGGUUCCUGCGGUGGAAGCUCUUUCUGUAGCUGGUGAGUCGUGUGACAUCAUUGACAGCAGUGAUGAGAUGGAUGCCCAGGAGGAGAGUAUCCAUGAGAGAACCAUCUCCAGAAAAAAGAAGAGCAAGAGACACAAAGAAGACCUGGAUGGGGCUGGAGGAGAAGAGUAUCCCAUGGAUAUUUGGCUGUUGCUGGCCUCCUAUAUCCGUCCUGAGGACAUUGUGAAUUUUUCUCUGAUUUGUAAGAAUGCCUGGACUGUCACUUGCACUGCUGCAUUUUGGACCAGGUUGUACCGAAGGCACUACACGCUGGAUGCCUCCCUGCCUUUGCGUCUGCGACCAGAGUCAAUGGAGAAGCUGCGCUGUCUCCGGGCCUGUGUGAUCCGAUCUCUGUACCAUAUGUAUGAGCCCUUUGCUGCUCGAAUCUCCAAGAAUCCAGCCAUUCCAGAAAGUACUCCCAGCACAUUGAAGAAUUCCAAAUGCUUACUUUUCUGGUGCAGAAAGAUUGUUGGGAACAGACAGGAACCAAUGUGGGAAUUCAACUUCAAGUUCAAAAAACAGUCCCCUAGAUUAAAGAGCAAAUGUGUGGGAGGGUUGCAGCCUCCUAUUCAGUAUGAAGAUGUUCAUACCAACCCAGACCAGGACUGCUGCCUUCUGCAGGUCACUACCCUCAAUUUCAUCUUUAUUCCAAUUGUCAUGGGAAUGAUAUUUACCCUGUUUACUAUCAAUGUAAGCACAGACAUGCGGCAUCAUCGAGUGAGACUGGUGUUCCAAGAUUCUCCUGUCCAUGGUGGUCGGAAACUGCGCAGUGAACAGGGUGUGCAAGUCAUCCUGGACCCAGUGCACAGCGUCCGGCUCUUUGACUGGUGGCAUCCUCAGUACCCAUUCUCCUUGAGAGCGUAGUUCCUGCUUCCUGUCCCUGAGUGCAGCCCUGAGCUAGGCCAGUCCAUUAGUAUCAGAUUCCAGUUUGGAAGGGGUGCCUGGCUUGUAUAUCUGGUUAGAAUUGCACAUGCUCUUCAGGUUCCUGGGCUCCUGUUAGGGGAAGGAGAAGGGUUGAAUCAAGAGGAAAAACAACUGAUUUAUAAACAUUUUAAUGUGAAAAUUUGUAUUUGAAAGGAGAAUCUUGGCCCUAUUUUCUGCUUUAAAUGCAUUUGGUGCUAUUGAGUUUGUUCUUCGUUCUUUCAUCCUAGCAAAAAGAAGUGGUCUUGCUCUAGGGAAAAAUUAACUCUUGAAUCUCAAACAAGGAAGUUACAGCAUAAUCUUAUGGAUCAGAGGAAUCUUAGAGGUCUAAAAUUGUUGCUACUAUUGCUUCCAAUUUAGCUGCCCCUCAAAUUCAAGUGAAUAUUUUCUCUUCUCCCUUUCUCUUCUCCAGAAAUAAAGCAGGUGACAGGGUUUUCAGAAUCUUAAAA
This is a messenger RNA of Talpa occidentalis (Iberian mole), 1728 nucleotides long. RefSeq names its product transmembrane protein 183A (gene TMEM183A). Gene Ontology annotation, cellular component: SCF ubiquitin ligase complex. Gene Ontology annotation, molecular function: protein binding. Lineage: Eukaryota; Metazoa; Chordata; Mammalia; Eulipotyphla; Talpidae. The record is from RefSeq and is a predicted model, not a curated record. The coding region runs from base 92 to 1222 and encodes 376 amino acids. The transcript is spliced from 8 exons. Gene Ontology annotation, biological process: regulation of protein stability.